AGUUAAAUUAAAAAAAAGACCUAAAUUAUUUGUUGUUUUUAUGAGUUGUUAUCUUUUUUAAUUUGCAGAAAAUAUUGUGUCCGUUUCGUAUGGUUAUGCAAUUUACUCGAAAUUGAUAUAAUUUUUCCAGAAAUGUUAUUUUCGUUAUGAUUGGGUGUCGGCAGUCACUGUUAUGGUCUGUUAUUUAUUUUCUUGUGGUUUCAGGAGGGGAUUGGUUUAUGGUUGAAGGCUGCCACAAAACAUCCAAAGAGUUGCACAUAUGUUUGAACAUCUACAUAGAAAGGGAUCUGCCCUUUGUAGAAACCAUUAUAAAAGGUCAAAAGAAGAUUGGACGAUUUGGCGGAGGAAGAAUUCUUUUAGAUGACUUAGAUGUGCAAGUUAUUUGCGAUCACGCAACUGAGCUGUACGACUGUUAUAAGACACCUAUGCUAGAGUGUUACUCAUACUGGCAGUUGUAUGACUUUUUGAAAAUGAUGAGCUUGUUUCAAAAGCUCCACUCGUAUCUGUGCGAGAAAACAACAAAUAAUGCAAGAGAUCUUCUUUUGAGUAUGAAAUGCUUGAUGAUAGCUGAAAGUCACAUCGCUAAUUGUUCGAACCACGGCUUUAGUUGGUCUUAUACUUGGAAAGAAGUUCUUCGAAUGCAAGUUUCUCCAGCCGAAAAAUGUCCGGCUAUUGACCAAUACAGGACAUGUCUCAUUAAUGGACUUAACAAUGUCCCUUGCGGAGAAGAAGCAGGCCAUAUUUAUGGAUCUUUAUUACAAACGUGGUAUUUACAUUGGUGUGAUGAUGUCGAAGUGGGCAAUUUGCACUACACAAGUUCAGGGUUUAGAUCAGAGGGUCUACAAGUGUUAGUCGUGGUCUCCAUGUUUUCCUUUUACUAUUUAACGCAUGCAUUUUUUUACAAUAAUUAAUUUUUCUAAACAAUUUUACUUCACAGAAUAACAAGGAUAAUAGAACAUCAGAAUAAUUAUGGUAAUUUUGAAAAUUUUAACUACCACAUGAACGUUUUUCUACAUUUGCUACAAUUUUGAUAGAGAUGUAUUUUUUCAACUUAUCAUGUCUUUCCUACUUUGAACUUUAAUUUUGCUAAUGUAUUAGAAUAUCUAAGAAUAAAUCAAUAAAUUAAAUAUUAUGUUUGUCAUUAUAUACGAAUCGUGUAUGUUAUUGCUGUAUUAUUUUAACCAUAUAUUGCUUUUUUAAGUGAGUUAAAAAAAUAAAAUUAUUUUGAUGAUUCUAA
This is a messenger RNA of Parasteatoda tepidariorum (common house spider), 1237 nucleotides long. RefSeq lists its product as uncharacterized. NCBI's taxonomy places the organism in Eukaryota, Metazoa, Arthropoda, Arachnida, Araneae, Theridiidae. The record is from RefSeq and is a predicted model, not a curated record.